AUGGAACCAGGAAAUGAUACACAAAUUUCAGAAUUCCUUCUUCUGGGACUUUCAGAGGAACCACAGUUGCAGCCCCUCCUAUUUGGGCUUUUCCUCUACAUGUACCUGAUCACUGUGUGUGGAAACCUGCUCAUCAUCCUGGCCACCAUCUCAGACUCCCACCUGCACACCCCCAUGUACUUCUUCCUCUCCAACCUGUCCUUCGUAGACAUCUGCUUCACCUCCACCACCGUCCCAAAGAUGCUGGCGAACAUCCAGACACAGAGCAAGGUCAUCACCUAUGCAGGCUGCAUCACCCAGAUAUGUGUUUUUACACUCUUUGCAGGGGUAGAUGAUUGUCUCUUGACAGUGAUGGCCUAUGACCGGUAUGUGGCCAUCUGUCACCCCCUGCACUACACGGUCAUCAUGAACCCCUGGCUCUGCGGAAAGCUGGUUCUAGCAUCCUGGAUCAUGAGCCUCCUGUAUUCCUUGUCACAAAGCUUAAUGGCAUUGCGGCUGUCCUUCUGUACACAUGUAGAAAUUCCCCACUUUUUCUGUGAAAUUAAUCAGGUGAUCCACCUUGCCUGCUCUGACACCCUCCUUAAUGACAUAGUGAUCUAUUUUGUAGCUGUGCUGCUGGGUGGCGGUCCCCUCAUUGGGAUCCUCUACUCUUACUGUAAGAUACUUUCCUCCAUUCGUGCCAUCUCAUCAGUUCACGGGAGGCACAAAGCCUUUUCCACCUGUGCCUCUCACCUCUCAGUUGUCUCCUUAUUUUAUUGUACAGGCAUGGCUGUGUACCUUAGCUCUGCUGCGACCCACAGCUCACACUCAAGUGCAGCAGCCUCAGUGAUGUACACUGUGGUCACCCCCAUGCUGAACCCCUUCAUCUACAGUCUGAGGAAUAAAGACAUAAAGAGGGCCCUGAAGGUAUUCUUUGGAUGGAAAUUCUCAGAGUUCACGUUGCCUCCUUUAAUCACUGUCAAAAUUGAUGACCAGGUUCAGACUCUGUGGUGCAGCUACACAGAGCUGGAAGCCACGUGA
Tupaia belangeri chinensis (Chinese tree shrew) is the source of this 1020-nucleotide messenger RNA. RefSeq names its product olfactory receptor 7A17-like. The record is from RefSeq and is a predicted model, not a curated record. Gene Ontology annotation, cellular component: membrane. Lineage: Eukaryota; Metazoa; Chordata; Mammalia; Scandentia; Tupaiidae. Gene Ontology annotation, biological process: G protein-coupled receptor signaling pathway. Bases 1 to 1020 code for a protein of 339 amino acids. The transcript is spliced from 2 exons. Gene Ontology annotation, molecular function: olfactory receptor activity; G protein-coupled receptor activity.